Molecule: messenger RNA, 5698 nt
Organism: Engraulis encrasicolus (European anchovy)
Lineage: Eukaryota; Metazoa; Chordata; Actinopteri; Clupeiformes; Engraulidae
Gene: nrbp2a
Product: nuclear receptor binding protein 2a
Exons: 18
Coding region: 2229-3668 (479 amino acids)
Biological process (GO): intracellular signal transduction; protein phosphorylation
Cellular component (GO): endomembrane system; cytoplasm
Molecular function (GO): protein serine/threonine kinase activity; ATP binding
Source: RefSeq, a predicted model, not a curated record
GUCUACAUCAACAAGCACACCUCACUCCCCUGCCUCUGUGUCUUGAGCACGGCGUACCGACUGGAGCCUGUGGCCCGCUUCACUGUCAUGUGGGAUGUAAACACAGAGAGUGGUCCAGGGAGUGCGUGCGUGGCUGUAGGCACAGUCUGGCCCCCUUCACCCGCCCGAGACUUCAGGCUGGUGUGCCUGGCUGUGAAUUGGUCACGGUGCCACAGUGUUGCUGAGAGGCCUGCCUGUGAUGUGAUGUGAUGUAAGGUCCUCUGUUCCUUGGGCAAUACAUACAGCGAACUGAAAGGCAGCAGGAGAGGAGAAUGGAGAAUAGGAAGCUCACUGACUCGCUCCUGUUUGGGGGGCCCGGGCCGGCGCGCUGAUUGUGACACCCGAGCGCUUUAGUGCAGCCACAUUAGCUCAGUUUCAGGGUCAGACAGGAACAUGCAGCGCAUAAACGCGCAGCACACACAUUGUGAUUGUGCACACACACACACGCAUUUGCACACACACACACACACACACACACAUAUUCACACGCACAUAUUCACACGCUCGUGUAAUUUCAAAGUGCCCAGCCAGUUGGCAACUGCAGACUGCGGCACAAAGGCUUUGGCUGUGGACCCAUCUUUACUGUGCAAUGAACUUUCUUAUUUCUUUCAGUUCACUGCACACACUCUCUGCCGCUCAUUCUUUUCCUCGCAGGCCAGUGUUUGUCUGUCAGAUGGGCCCCACCUCCCUUGAACGAGGACACACACACACAGACACACACAUACAGACACACAUGAAUAUGUCUGCCUGUGCGAGUGUGCGCACAUCCUCAACAAAGUGUCUGCGAAUGACUUUCAGACGUACAGUACAGGGGUGCUUUUCUCGAAAGCGUAGUUGUUAACUUGGGUAGUUGCCAAUGGGAAAUGGCAUUGCUACCAACAAAGUAGCUACCCUAGUUAGCAAAUACGCUUUUGAGAAAUGCACCCCAGUCGAGAUAGUGCAUGUCAGCCGGUGUAGACUGUCUGCAGGCCUCCUCUCCUUAGUAGGGUUAAGGGCCAAAACAUACCAAGGCGGAACGGAACGGUCCCGGGACGAACGCGGCCUUUCUGCUUAGUUUUGGCCGGCGUGUUUUUCUCUGCCUUUCACACUGACAGCGUCGGUGUGCGCGGCCAGUCCUAUUCAAAACCCUCCCCACAGCCAAAGCUAGCAUGCUACUUUGCCAUUCAUUUGAAUGAGACACCGCCGGUCGCCGGCGUGAAAAAUACGCUCGAGUUCUAUUUUCCAAAUGCAGCGCGGCGCGGAGCCAGCUCCCGCGCCGCUGACGCUCUACUACCGCCGGUUGGUGUGUAAGGACAGAUAUGUUUCAAUGUAUUUUCACCGACGCUGGUAAAAACCGCGGCCGUUCCGCGACGCUUUACCGCCUUGGUGUGUAAGACCCCUAAGAUGGAGCCAGCGCUGCACUCAGCAGCAUCAGCAGCACUCUCUCUCCCCCCCACUUGUCAGCAGCCCACAGCUGACUGGAGGAGCCGCCGCAGAGCCCCAUUUGUACCCUGUCAAACGGUGGUUUUGUGGCACUCAAGGGCAACACUUAUCAGUCGAGUUUGAGUUGAGUUUGUGGUGCCGUGUAGAGUUUGGUUGUGUGUUGAUGUUGGGUUUAUCUUUAGUUUUUUUCCUCGCAUUUACGUCAUAUACAAAAACUGUCCUCACAUGUCUUGUCUGGAGAGCGUGUGUCAGAGUUGUUUGUUUUUGUUUUGUUUUGUUUGUUUUUUGAUGCACUAUAUUUGAGAUGAUCUUCGACUUCUCAAGCCUUUAGCCAUGAUCUUGUUUCACAUGUGGUUUCCCCCCUGUCAGCACAUCCACGGGCUCUACACUAAGCAUGUGUGUGAUGGGCUGUUCCACGAAUUCAUUAUGAUUAUGUUCCGAGGAGUUCCAGCCAGCCUCUUUCGGAGAGCUCGACCCCCACCACAACUGAGGGGAGUUUUCUUUUUUUUUAAAUGCCUUCUCCCCAAAGCCCCACUGUUUUGGGUUAUAAAUCAUGGAGCCAGUGAAUAGUGCGCCUGUAAGUUUUUUUUUUUGCCGAUGAUUCUUGCAAAGUUGCUACAGCAAAAGCAAAAGCAAAGCAAUGAGUCGCGAGUGAGUGUGUGGCUGUUCCCAGUUUCGGGCCCGGGGGUAAGAUAACCCGAAGUGAACCAAAUGCUGCUGCAGCUGUGUGUUUGGGGCACACGGCUUCCUGUUUGAACGUGAGGGACAUGAGGCAUGGCGGCUGGAAAUACCAGAGGCACCUGAGCCAAGGAAAUGUGCCUGGCAUCGAGAGUGCCUCCUUGGCCAUGGACACGGAGGAGGGGGUGGAGGUGGUGUGGAACGAGGUCCAGUUCUCUGAUAAAAAGGUCUUCAAGUCUCAUGAGGACAGGAUCAGGGAGAUGUUUGAGAACCUCAUGCUGGUGGAGCAUCCCAACAUUGUCAAGUUCCACAAGUACUGGCUUGACAUGAGGGAGAGCAGGGCGCGGGUGAUAUUUAUCACAGAGUACAUGUCCUCAGGAAGCCUUAAACAGUUCUUGAAGAAAACCAAGAAAAACCACAAAACUAUGAAUGUGAAGGCCUGGAAGCGUUGGUGUACGCAGAUCCUCUCUGCCAUGAGCUAUUUGCACUCGUGUGAUCCUCCUAUUGUUCAUGGCAACUUAACGUGUGACACCAUUUUCAUUCAACACAAUGGACUUAUUAAGAUUGGUUCAGUGUGGCAUAGGCUGUUUGUCAAUGUGUUCCCGGAGGCGAUCCAUGGGAACGUGCACCAGCAUCGAGACGAGCAGAGCAACCAGCACUUCUUCGCCCCGGAGUAUGGCCUUUCGGAGGAUCAUUACUCCAUUGACAUAUACUCAUUUGGUAUAUGCGCCUUGGAGAUGGCUGUCUUGGAGAUUCAAGCCAAUGGUGACAGUGCCGUGUCUAAGGAAGCCAUAGCUUACGCUGGGGACAUACUGGAAGACUCUCUUAUGAGGGAGUUUAUUCAGUCCUGUGUGCAUGCUGAGCCUAAGAGGAGGCCCACUGCCCAUGACCUGCUGUUCCACAGAGUUCUGUUUGAAGUGCACUCCCUAAAACUGCUAGCGGCCCACUGCUUUAUUAACAACCAAUAUUUGCUUCCUGAAAACUGUGUGGAGGAGAAAACAAAAUCGUAUGAUCCAAAUGGCAUAAUGGCAGAGAUCCAUCAUGAAGACCGCCAGGGAGUCCAACUAAAAUACACUCAUGUCUCUCCUCUGGAACUUGACAAAUUCCUUGAGGAUGUCAAAAAUGGCAUCUACCCUUUGAUGAACUUCGCAUCCCAUCGGCAGCACCCCAUCCCCCGUGCUCUCUCUCUGUCACAGGAGCACAUGGAGACAGUGAAGACGCCCACCCCAGAACCCCUAGAAACAGAAACUCGAAAGGUUGUUCAGAUGCACUGUAAUUUGGAGCCGAAUGAGGAGAGAACUAAAGCACAUCUUUCUCUGUUUUUGAAGAUGGAUGACAAACUUCAUCGUCAGCUUAGCUGUGACAUACUUCCAAGUGAUAGUCCGAGAGAUUUGGCCAGCGAGCUUGUUCAUCACGCUUUCAUUUGUGAGGAGGAUUGCGAGAAGCUGGCGGGGUUUCUGGAGGAGGCUCUGGGUAAACACUGGGACGGACUGUCCGACCCUACGCCCGUCACGGGUACGCUGCACUGAUGCUCACACGCAACCUGUCAGGGCUAACGUGUGGUUGUCAGCAGGGGACCAUGGACAUGCAGUUUUGUGGACACAGAGGACAGAGACAGAGACUGAGACAAAGCAGCAGACAGGCAAAGCGUGCGAGCAAGCGACAAAAAGGGGCGACCGCUACGGAAGACGAGACGGAAAGUGGUCACACAAAUCAGCAUGGAUGGCAAUGGCAUUCCAGAGUGGGCUUCCAGAAAGCCUCAGCAGAGUCACUGUGAUGAAGGACACGAGGGAGGACUGAAGACUGAAGCAGCCCCCCCCCACACUACCCAUCAAGGCACAGAAGUGAUAUCCCACAAAUCUCUUUUUUUUCCAUUUGUAUUAUUUUAUAUUUUUAUUUUUAUUUCUUCUCCUCCUCGUGGGUGUCAUGUGUCAGUGAAAACGGUCCAAGAACUCUCAAACCCUCUGGCUUGUCAUCUUUGGUUGCAUCCAUUUUUAACCGUCCAGAUGACCGAAGGUGAGAACAAUAGCAACAAACAAACAAACAAAAACAAAAGCAAAAUGCUCCAAAGACACUGACAUGUGGCCCUGGAUGUCAGGAUCAGGAGGGCAGCGCAAGAAUGCUAAAGGUCCAAAGCUCUGAGUUAUCCCCACAGAGCAGCUUUAUUGCCAUGUCUGUAUGUUUUUAACUAUAUUGAUUUGCAACUACAUCACUACCAAGUGUUUGUUUUUAAAGCGUUGUGUUUAAAAUCUUGAUUACGUUUUUAGAACUUAAAAAUGAGCAGGAUAGGUCACACCAUGCAUCAACUUGUUAUUUUUGCUACACAGACGCGUUUCUGCGUUCUGCCUUCAGUUGUAUAUUUUUUUGGUCAGCACCCUAAAAGAAGAGAAAAAUCCGUUUGGGUGAAGACUGCUUCUACCUUUAUGAACAUUUUUUUGAGCUUCGCUAUCAUUUUGGUCAUUCUGCCACUGUUUUAGCUUGUCUAUUUGUCUACUUGUAUGGAUCAGGAAUUUGGUGGCAGAAAAGCCUGCACACUUCCCUCUGAAAACUUAUGACACUAUUCGCUGAAAUGCAGAUUGUUGUCCCUGUGUUGGAUUAGAUAUUACUAAUGCACUAAGUGCCUCAGUUAGACAGGACUGUGUCAAAUGUGUAUUUGCCAACCAACCAACUCAUAGGUGCAACCUUUACCAUCAGUGCAGUUCAGCGUACUGGUUCCCAGACAGGUGCCCAGUACUUGAAGUAAAGACAUAGCCGUGUUUUGUUCCGUUUGUUUUAAGAGCUACCAUACAUCUUAGCCAUACAUUAAAACUGAAAAGAUGCUGGCAUUUAUCAGUAUACAGACAGGUGACCUAAUGUGUGGAGUUUGGAAGUACAUUGAAACAAAGUAUAUGAAAAUCUAUCGCUCAUGUCUGCUUUAUGUAGUGAAGGGCCAGUCCCAUUCACGGUUUUGCGGAUUUCAUUUUACAGUGUACGUAUGUAAAUGGCAUCUUUGUCAUCAACCUAAACUUACUAAGAAACCAUGACUCGGUUUACAGCACUUUGAUGGGGUUAAGAGGCGUAGUAAGGACAGGAGUAUUUCGUUUGUUGGAAUGAACACUGUCUGUAGGAUCAGCCUACAUUUUUAGUCACUUGAGCGCACACACACACCAUGCUGCAGAAAGCCCCUCCUGGGCUUCAUUGCCUGGAUUAUUCUUUAGACUCGUAUAAACUACAGUAUUUAAUGCAACUUGGUAUUUCUACUCUAUUGUUUUGUUCUGUUGUCCAAUUUAUCCGUGUUUCCCUGUACAAAUAUCAGGGAGACUGCAUGUUUGAACGAUUACUGAUUACUGAACACAACUCCAGUGAUGUUAUUUAAAGGCUAUAAGUUGGCAUGAUGUGCAUGGCAUCUUUCAGUUUAAAAGUCUCAACACCUUCUUUGACCAAAGAUGGGUUUCUUUUCAAAAGCAUAUUAAAGGAUUGUUAUUUGGUAAAUGUUUUUAUCUGUCCGAAUCAUGACAAAUAGGUUACCAGGCAUCAUGAAUGUGCAUAAUAAAAGCAAUAGCCUACCAUUCACAUGCAA